This is a messenger RNA of Oryza brachyantha (malo sina), 2568 nucleotides long. Its product is annotated as protein NRT1/ PTR FAMILY 6.3-like. The transcript has 3 exons. Gene Ontology annotation, biological process: transmembrane transport; response to nitrate. The record is from RefSeq and is a predicted model, not a curated record. Bases 632 to 2338 code for a protein of 568 amino acids. Gene Ontology annotation, molecular function: nitrate transmembrane transporter activity. Gene Ontology annotation, cellular component: membrane. Lineage: Eukaryota; Viridiplantae; Streptophyta; Magnoliopsida; Poales; Poaceae.
UAAUAUACAAGCACACAGAUGAACAUUCACUUGUGUGCUAGAAAUUAAAGGGUUUCCAAACAAAACGAGCAAUUCAUUUUACACUCAAUCGAUCCCUUUUAAUAAAUGUAUCACUCGGUUCCUAGCAAGUGCUCCUUAAUCAGGACGCAUGAAUUUCACAUAAAAUAGGUACUUUGCUCGUACAAUCUUUCGUUUUUCCUUUAAAAAGGAACGACCUGUAGGUUUCUAAUAGUCAUGAGAACUAUAGGUAUAUAAUAUAUUAUGGAUUGUGAUAGAGAUCACAAGGUUAGUUAAUAACUCUUGUACUGAACGAUUAAGCUGUACACAUUUGAUCAUAGGAGGAGCCGCCGAACGUGUGGAUCGACCCUUUCGGUCUAGAAAUCGAUGCAUGCACGCAUAUUAUAUUCAGUGACACAAGAAUACAAGAUAAAGCAGCAGACGAUAGCUAACCGCGACGAGAAGAUCAUGGAAGAAGAAACACCAUUUUCAUCUAUAUUAGGUAGUACGUGCAGUGCAGAUCGAUCGCUAUUUGUUGUUUAAUUUGUUGGAUAGAUAUGAUCGAGAUAGAUGGCGAGGCCUGAGGCUGAGUCGGGCCCAGCUAGCUGCUGAUCCUGAGAAGAAGAACACGACGAUGAUGAGCAGCCAGCUGCCGGAUGCCUGGGACUACAAGGGGCGGCCUGCCAUCCGCGCCUCCACCGGCGGCUGGUCCUGCGCCGCCAUGAUCCUGUUCGUGGAGCUCAACGAGCGCCUCACCACCCUCGGCAUCGCCGUCAACCUCGUCACCUACCUCACCGCCACCAUGCACCUUGGCACUGCCGCCUCCGCCAACACCGUCACCAACUUCCUCGGGACCUCCUUCAUUCUCUGCCUCCUCGGCGGUUUCCUCGCCGACACCUACCUCGCCCGCUACCUCACCAUCGCCAUCUUCACCGCCCUCCAAGCUACUGGCAUGGCCGUCCUUACCAUCUCCACGGCGGCGACCGGGCUCCGGCCGCCACCCUGCACGGACCCCAUCGGCAGCUGCGAGCCAGCCAACGGGACGCAGCUGGGCGUGCUCUACCUGGGGCUCUACCUGACGGCGCUGGGCACGGGCGGGCUCAAGUCCAGCGUCUCCGGCUUCGGGUCGGACCAGUUCGACGAGUCGGACGCCGGCGAGAGGGGUCGCAUGGCGCGCUUCUUCAGCUGGUUCUUCUUCUUGAUCAGCAUCGGCUCGCUGCUGGCGGUGACCGUGCUGGUGUACAUCCAGGACAACCUGGGCCGGCGCUGGGGCUACGGCAUCUGCGUGGUGGCCAUCCUCGCCGGCCUGCUCCUCUUCCUCGGCGGCACCACCAGGUACCGGUUCAAGAAGCUGCAGGGGAGCCCCGUCACGCAGAUCGCCGCCGUGACGGCCGCCGCCUGGAGGAAGCGCAAGCUGCCGCUGCCGUCCGACCCGGCCAUGCUGUACGAGUACGACGGCGAGAACGUCAAGGGCAAGCAGAAGCUGCCCCACUCCAAUCAAUGCAGGUUCCUGGACCAUGCGGCGAUCUUGGAUGCGGCGGAGGAGAAGAAGAGGUGGACGGUGACGGAGGUGGAGGAGGUGAAGCAGGUGGUGCGGAUGCUGCCGACGUGGGCCACCACCAUCCUCUUCUGGACGGUGUACGCGCAGAUGACCACCUUCUCCGUCUCCCAGGCCGCCGCCAUGGACCGCCGCCUCUCUACCUCCUUCGUCAUCCCCGCCGGCUCCCUCACCGUCUUCUUCGUCGCCGCCAUCCUCUUCACCGUCCCUCUCUACGACCGCCUCCUGGCCCCGCUCGCCCGCCGCCUCACGGGGCACCCGCACGGCCUCUCGCCGCUGCAGCGCAUCUUCGUCGGCCUCCUCCUCGCCGUCCUCGGCAUGGCCGCGGCCGCGCUGACCGAGCGCAGGCGCCGCGACGCCGCCAAGUCGGGCGUGACGCAGAGCGUGUUCCUGCUGCUGCCGCAGUUCAUGCUAGUGGGCGCGGGAGAGGCAUUCACGUACAUCGGGCAGCUGGACUUCUUCCUGCGGGAGUGCCCCAAGGGGAUGAAGACGAUGAGCACGGGGCUGUUCCUGAGCACCAUCUCGCUGGGACUGUUCCUGAGCACGGCGCUGGUGAGCGUGGUGCACAAGGUCACCUCCCGGCGGCCGUGGCUGGCCGACAACCUCGACGACGGGAGGCUGGACAACUUCUACUGGAUGCUGGGUGCCAUGAACGUGCUCAACCUGGCCGUGUUCGUGGCAGCAGCGAGGGUGUACGUCUACAAGGAGAAGCGCCCGGCGGACGCCGGAAUAAUCUCUUCUGCUCACGACGAUGGCGACGACGACGUCCUCGUCCACGCAUAAGUAACUGGCUAACUGCCAGUGGGCAAUGGCAAUGGUACGCAAGGCAAAGCCUUGGAAUUAAUGUAUUGUACAAUAUACGCAGCACGCACAGUAAUAAUCUUGUAAGUAAUUAAUUAAUUGAAGUAGAUACAAUACAUGAUCCUAUAAUUAAGAGAUUACCACCCCACCACCCUCUGGGCCUCUGGCUUACGAACCCAGGCGUAGCGUUUUCUGGGCUGCGAGGGCCUAUA